Molecule: messenger RNA, 969 nt
Organism: Triticum turgidum subsp. durum (durum wheat)
Lineage: Eukaryota; Viridiplantae; Streptophyta; Magnoliopsida; Poales; Poaceae
Source: the annotation of a GenBank genome assembly
AUGUCGACCAUGGCGGCGCGCGCCAUCGUCGUCCUGGUCUCGCUCAUCCUCGCGGUGGUCGCCGGCGGCGCGUCGGCGCAGCUGUCGUCGGGCUUCUACUCCCGCUCGUGCCCGGGCAUGCUCAAAGCCGUGCGCUCGGCGCUGCGGCCGGCGAUCGUCAGGGAGCGGCGCGUGGGCGCCUCCAUCGUCCGCCUCUUCUUCCACGACUGCUUCGUCCAGGGCUGCGACGCCUCGCUGCUGCUGGACGACGCGUCGGGCCUGCGCGGCGAGAAGAACGCCAAGCCCAACAAGAACUCAGUCAGGGGGUUUGAGGUCAUCGACGCCAUCAAGGCGGCCGUCGAGAAGGAGUGUCCCGGCGUCGUCUCCUGCGCCGACAUCCUCGCCAUCGCCGCCGAGGAGAGCGUCGUCUUGCUGGGUGGCCCGAGCUGGGAGGUGAAGAUGGGGCGGAGGGACUCAACGACGGCGAGCUUCAGCGGCGCCGAGAACAACAUCCCGCCGCCUACGUCGGGGCUCGCAAACCUUACGUCGCUCUUCGCCGCUCAGGGGCUCUCCCAGAAAGACAUGGUCGCGCUCUCAGGAGCCCACACGGUCGGCCAAGCACGCUGCACAUUCUUUCGGGACCACAUCUACAACGACACAAACAUCGACUCCGGCUUCGCCAGGAGCCGCCAGUCAGGCUGCCCUCGUACCGCCGGCUCCGGCGACAACAACCUGGCGCCACUGGACCUGCAGACCCCGAGCACCUUCGAGAACGACUACUACAAGAACCUCGUCCAAAAGAGGGGCAUCCUGCACUCGGACCAGGAGCUCUUCAACGGCGGCGCCGCCGACGCGCUGGUCCAGCAGUACAUCGGCAGCCAGAGCGCCUUCUUCAAGGACUUCGUGGUGGGGAUGAUCAAGAUGGGGGACAUCACGCCGCUGACUGGGUCCAGCGGACAGAUCAGGAAGAACUGCAGGAGGAUCAACUAA